Molecule: messenger RNA, 2745 nt
Organism: Budorcas taxicolor (takin)
Lineage: Eukaryota; Metazoa; Chordata; Mammalia; Artiodactyla; Bovidae
Gene: ASAP3
Product: ArfGAP with SH3 domain, ankyrin repeat and PH domain 3
Biological process (GO): positive regulation of GTPase activity; cell migration
Cellular component (GO): cytoplasm; focal adhesion
Molecular function (GO): GTPase activator activity; protein binding
Source: RefSeq, a predicted model, not a curated record
AUGCCCGAGCAGCUCAGCGUCGCCGAGUUCCUGGCCGUCACGGCAGAGGACCUCAGCUCCCCGGGCGGGGCUGCUGCCUUCGCUGCCAGGAUGCCCCGGUGCCGUGGGGCAGCCCUGGCGCGGGAGGAGAUGCUGGAAGGAGACCAGGCCAUCUUGCAGAGAAUCAAGAAGGCCGUGCGUGCGAUCCAAAGCUCCGGCCUGGGCCACGUCGAGAACGAGGAGCAGUACCGAGAGGCCGUGGAGUCCUUGGGCAACAGCCACCUGUCCCAGAACAGUCAUGAGCUGUCCACCGGCUUCCUGAACUUGGCCGUGUUCACCCGCGAGGUAGCCGCACUCUUCAAGAACCUGGUUCAGAACCUGAACAACAUUGUCUCUUUCCCCCUGGACACUCUGUUGAAGGGGCAGCUGAGAGACGGACGACAGGAUUCCAAAAAGCACCUGGAGAAGGCAUGGAAGGACUACGAAGCCAAAAUGGCCAGGCUGGAGAAGGAGAGGGACCGGGCCAGGGUGAUAGGAGGGAGUACCGGGGAGGUGGCCCCGGACACGCAGAGAGAGCGACGUGUCUUCCAGUUGCACAUGUGUGAGUAUCUGCUGAAAGCCGGGGAGAGCCAGAUGAAGCAAGGUCCUGAUUUCCUGCAGAGCCUCAUCAAAUUCUUCCACGCUCAGCACAACUUUUUCCAAGAUGGCUUGAAGGCAGCUCAGAGCCUGUCUCCCUUCAUCGAGAAGCUGGCAGUCUCGGUACACACACUGCGUCAAGCCCAGGAGGAGGAGCUACAGAAGCUGACCCAGCUCCGGGACUCCCUCCGAGGGACGCUGCAGCUCGAGAGCAGAGAGGAGAGUCUGAGCCGGAAGAACUCGGGAGGUGGCUACAGCAUCCACCAGCACCAAGGCAACAAGCAGUUUGGGACAGAGAAGGUUGGCUUUUUGUACAAGAAAAGUGAUGGAAUUCGAAGAGUCUGGCAGAAAAGGAAGUGUGGAGUCAAGUAUGGCUGCCUGACCAUCUCACACAGCACGAUAAACCGGCCCCCAGUGAAGCUGACCCUGCUAACAUGCCAAGUAAGGCCAAACCCCGAGGAGAAAAAGUGCUUCGACCUGGUGACCCACAACAGGACGUACCACUUCCAGGCGGAGGAUGAACAUGAGUGUGAGGCGUGGGUGUCUGUGCUGCAGAACAGCAAGGACGAAGCCUUGAGCAGUGCCUUCCUCGGGGAGCCUGGCAGCGGCUCGGGGCCCUGGGGGGCCGCCGGGCUGGACAGGGAGCCCCAGGACCUGACGAAACUGCUCAUCGCCGAGGUCAAGAGCAGGCCCGGGAAUGGCCAGUGCUGCGACUGCGGGGCUGCAGACCCCACCUGGCUCAGCACCAACCUGGGCGUGCUCACCUGCAUCCAGUGCUCGGGCGUCCACCGUGAGCUGGGCGUGCGCUUCUCACGCAUGCAGUCCCUUACCUUGGACCUGCUGGGCCCCUCGGAGUUGUUGCUGGCCCUGAACAUCGGAAACACUCGCUUCAAUGAGGUCAUGGAGGCCCAGCUGCCCUCGCACGGCGGCCCUAAACCCUCAGCUGAGAGUGACAUGAGCACCCGCAGGGACUAUAUUGUGGCCAAGUAUGUGGAACACAGGUUUGCCCGGAGGUCAACCCCCGAGCCUCAGAGACUCUGGACAGCCAUUUGCAACCGGGAUCUCCUGUCUGUGCUGGAGGCCUUUGCUAAUGGGCAGGACUUUGGACAGCCACUGCCAGGGCCCGAGGGGCAGGCACCUGGAGAGCUCGCCCUGCACCUGGCUGUCAGAGUCGCCAACCAGGCCUCCCUGCCCCUGGUGGAUUUCAUCAUCCAAAAUGGUGGUCACCUGGAUGCCAAGGCUGCUGAUGGGAACAGCGCCCUCCACUGCGCUGCUCUCUACAACCAGCUCGACUGCCUCAAGCUGCUGCUGAAAGGGAGAGCCUCAGUGGCCACAGUGAAUGACGCAGGAGAGACGGCUCUGGACAUAGCCAGGAAGAAGCAGCACAAGGAGUGUGAGAACCUGCUGGAGCAGGCCCAGGCUGGGACCCUCACCUUCCCCUUGCACUUGGACUACCCCUGGGGAAUUUCCACAGAGCCUGGCUCUGACAGUGAGGAGGAUGAGGAAGAGAAGCGCUGUGCACUGAAGCCCCCGGCCCAGGCCCGCUGGACCAGUGGGAGGCUGGACAUCAGCAACAAGACCUAUGAGGCCAUCACCAGCCUGGGACCAGCUGCCCCUGAGAGCCAGAGUGAGGAUCGCCCCCCACCUUUGCCGGUCAAAAACCCUUCUCGGACCAUGGCCCACGGGCGUGUGGGACAUGCCAGUGGAGAUCGUUCUGAAAUUCCCAGCCUGAGCUCAGAGUCCCUUGGGGCCUCUGAGAACCUGAGCAGCCCAGCCUCCUCCUCCUCCAGCCUCACAAGCCCCGUGGAACCUGGGGGUCCCAACGAAACCCUACCCAGCUCUGAAGAGGGCCCCUGCGAGCCCCCAGGCCCUUCCCGCCCCAGCCUGACAUCUGGAACCUCUCCUGCAGAGAUGUAUCCCCCGGUCAGGUUCAGCUCCGAGAGCACGCGCUCCUAUCGGCGGGGGCGGAGCCUGGAAGAGUGUCCCUCAGUCCAGCAGCCUGUACCCGGAAGGAACGUGAGGGUCAGCUUCCCUGAAGGAGAUGGCUCGAGGACUGGGGUUCUCCUGCCAAGUUCUGUGCAGCUUUUGCAGGACUAGCUCCUUGCUGGCCCUUGCAUGCCUGAACCACCC